Messenger RNA from Mugil cephalus (flathead mullet), 1453 nucleotides. Its product is annotated as tumor necrosis factor receptor superfamily member 6B-like. Gene Ontology annotation, molecular function: protein binding. Bases 86 to 1249 code for a protein of 387 amino acids. Lineage: Eukaryota; Metazoa; Chordata; Actinopteri; Mugiliformes; Mugilidae. The record is from RefSeq and is a predicted model, not a curated record. The transcript has 8 exons.
CCGCAAACGCCCACGCACGUAGACUUCUUCUAUAAUAUAAGCCUGAUGCUGAUGUCAAACCCUCUUUGACAGAAGUGACAACACCAUGAGCACGCUCUUCCUACCAGCUCUCCUCCUGCUCUCUGGUGUCCUCUGUGGUGCCUCAACAGUGGAUCCCGUUCCCACCUAUGAGCACCAAGACCGAUCCACCGGGAAAAUCCUCCAGUGCAACAAGUGUCCACCAGGCACUCACAUGGUCGCUCACUGCACUGCCACCAGCCCCACCCGGUGCUCUCCGUGCGGACCGGACCGCUUCACCGAGCAGUGGAACUACCUGCCCAUGUGUCUGUACUGCAGCAACCUAUGCUCUGAGAACCAGGAGGUGGAGAAGGAGUGCUCCCCGACCAGCGACAGGGUGUGUCGGUGCAAAGAGGGCUUCUACGCCUCUGACGACUUCUGUUUCCCACACUCAGAGUGUGGCCCCGGGCAGGGAGUCCUAACCAAAGGUACAUUGCAAAAUGACACUGUUUGUGAGCACUGCCCUGAUGGCUAUUUUUCCAACUCAUCUUCUACGUCGGAUUUGUGUGUAAAACACCUGGAAUGCUCAAGCACACAGCUUGUGCUCCUCCACGGCUCAGCGUACCAUGACACAGUGUGUGGCUCCUGGGAAGAUCUUGCAAACGGAGGUGACACGCUGAGGACAUUUCUCUCCGCAUUCUUCAGUUCACACAGGAUGCGUGUAGGAAGAAUGAAAAGAUUUAUCCACAAGUACAUCCAGAAGUCGGGAGAAGACAGGCGCGCCACUCUCCCUAAAAAGAGAGGUCCUCUCCUGGAUAUAAUCAGAGAGUGGCUGGUCCAGGCUCCAGAGGAGGAGCUGAGAAAACUGCCAGCGAAGCUUAUGCUCCUCCACGGCUCAGUGUACCACGACACAGUGUGUGGCUCCUGUGAAGAUCUUGCAAACGGAGGUGACACGCUGAGGACAUUUCUCUCCAGAUUCUUCAGUUCACACAGGAUGCAUGUAGGAAGAAUGAAAAGAUUUAUCCACAAGUACAUCCAGAAGUCGGGAGAAGACAGGUGGGCCACUCUCCCUAAAAAGAGAGGUCCUCUCCUGGAUAUAAUCAGAGAGUGGCUGGUCCAGGCACCAGAAGAGGAGCUGAGAAAACUGCCAGCGAAGCUCAAGGCUUGUGACCUCAGAGUCAUGGCAGAGAAACUGGAGAAGAGACUCACUGAGAUUAAGCAUGGGAGCCUAAACUGUACCUUAAGCAUCUGAUGCACUCCAAUACAAUGAGUCCAUGAUACAUGUACAGCUAUAUCUCAUAAACGUAAUAUAUGACAGGGAAGCUUAAAAACUAUGUGAAUUAAAUGAAUAAUGUUCGAUGAAGCACAGAUACAUGAUAAUAUUACAGAUAGUAAGGCAACCACUGUCGCUAAAGUGUCCAUUUGAUAUAUUAAAAUAAAGUCCCGGUAUUGUCAA